Molecule: messenger RNA, 1128 nt
Organism: Exophiala spinifera
Lineage: Eukaryota; Fungi; Ascomycota; Eurotiomycetes; Chaetothyriales; Herpotrichiellaceae
Product: actin, gamma
Exons: 5
Coding region: 1-1128 (375 amino acids)
Source: RefSeq, a predicted model, not a curated record
AUGGAGGAAGAAGUUGCCGCUCUCGUCAUUGACAAUGGCUCUGGUAUGUGCAAAGCUGGCUUUGCUGGUGAUGAUGCGCCACGAGCAGUUUUCCCAUCCAUUGUCGGUCGACCUCGUCACCAUGGUAUCAUGAUUGGUAUGGGCCAAAAAGACUCCUACGUCGGUGAUGAGGCCCAAUCCAAGCGUGGUAUCCUCACCCUAAGAUAUCCUAUUGAACACGGUGUGGUUACAAACUGGGAUGAUAUGGAAAAGAUCUGGCAUCACACUUUCUACAACGAGUUGCGUGUCGCUCCAGAGGAGCACCCGGUUCUGUUGACCGAAGCCCCCAUCAACCCCAAAUCCAACCGAGAGAAGAUGACCCAGAUCGUCUUCGAGACAUUCAACGCGCCUGCUUUCUACGUCUCCAUUCAAGCUGUUCUGUCCCUCUACGCCUCCGGUCGUACUACCGGUAUCGUGCUCGACUCCGGUGAUGGUGUCACCCACGUGGUCCCCAUCUACGAAGGUUUCGCUCUUCCUCACGCCAUCUCUCGUGUCGAUAUGGCUGGUCGUGAUUUGACCGACUACCUGAUGAAGAUUCUGGCAGAGCGAGGCUACACUUUCUCCACCACCGCUGAGCGAGAAAUCGUCCGAGACAUCAAGGAGAAGCUGUGCUACGUUGCGCUCGAUUUCGAGCAGGAGAUUCAAACCGCCUCUCAAAGCUCUAGCUUGGAGAAGUCGUAUGAACUUCCUGACGGUCAAGUCAUCACCAUUGGCAACGAGCGAUUCCGAGCUCCUGAAGCUCUCUUCCAGCCAAGCGUUCUUGGUCUUGAAUCUGGUGGUAUCCACGUCACCACUUUCAACUCCAUCAUGAAGUGUGAUGUUGAUGUCCGUAAAGAUCUUUAUGGCAACAUCGUCAUGUCUGGUGGUACUACCAUGUACCCUGGUAUCUCCGACCGUAUGCAGAAGGAAAUCACUGCUCUCGCUCCAUCCUCCAUGAAGGUCAAGAUCAUUGCACCUCCCGAGCGUAAAUACUCCGUCUGGAUCGGUGGUUCUAUCCUGGCAUCUCUUUCCACCUUCCAACAGAUGUGGAUCUCCAAGCAGGAGUAUGACGAGAGUGGUCCUUCUAUCGUUCACCGCAAGUGCUUUUAA